AUGUCUCCUCGUUAUACCGCUCAACCCACCGAGCAAACCACUCAGUGCACCGAUUCUGCUAUGCAAACCCGCGAGGAUGGAAAAACGGAGCCCACGGACACCUACGAAUUCGCUCACGUCCUCUUCGAAAUCAAAACCUCCCCGAAGAAACUGGCCCCCAUCCUGCUCGAGUCCCUGCACCACAGACUCCACCACAGCGACGUCAAGGUCUACCCAUCCUUCGACGUUCUCCGAGCCGACAGCGCCAUCAAGCGCGGCAACGUGGUCUUUGCCCUGCCCGCUGCGGGCCAGACUGUCGAUCAAAUCAUACUGGCGGUGCGGCGGCAGGUCCAGCAUUUGAUCAUGGACUGGGAUACGGAAGAGCUGAGCGGUGAGGGACUGUAUCUGGUAACGGGGGAUAAAACAUGCCCCUGGGGAUGGAGCUUCCUGGACUAUCAGGCUUGGAGGGAGCAGAGGAAGCGCCGCUGA
Aspergillus fumigatus Af293 is the source of this 468-nucleotide messenger RNA. RefSeq lists its product as uncharacterized. NCBI's taxonomy places the organism in Eukaryota, Fungi, Ascomycota, Eurotiomycetes, Eurotiales, Aspergillaceae. The record is from RefSeq and is a predicted model, not a curated record.